CGGGCAUUCAGGACCUUACAGCCUGCACACCGGCCCGAUCUCCCUCCUCGAUGCCACAGGAACUGGCCGGUCCAGUCCUAGGGCUCUGCUCAGACUAGCCCCUCGCUGAGCCUGCUGACAGGUCCCGGGCCUCCCUACCUACACGGCCGAGUUGUGGGGACACACUCUGAGUGUCUGGCCCUCUUCCCAGUGGCGCUCGGUGAGCGCCUUCGACAGCCAGCACAAGUGGACAAUCAACACAGGUGGAAUGAUGGACCCGGCCCUGAGAGAGGCUCCCAGCCCUCUCCGAAGGGAAGGAGCUUUCCAGGUGCCGUCAAGGCUCUGGACGUGGUCUUCCUGCUGCUAUGAACAGACGCUCCGGCCUCCAGCUCCCAGAAUCCCAGGUGGAGAAGUUCAGAGAAAGGCUGAGGAGUUUGAGAAUGGAGCACGCCUAAGUCCUGGCCUCUCUUUCACAGGGUGCUCUUUCUGAGAGCCUUCUAUUAGCAUAGGCUCUCUCCAGCCCAGGAGUGCGGUCACCCUCAGGGCGACCUCAUGGGUGUCAGGGAAGCGUGGGGUGCCACAGGGUUUCAGUGGCUGCCCUUCAGAAGGUGGACCCCAGGCCUGUCUCUGCAGGUGCCUCUGGGGGAGCUAGAAUGUGAAGUCUUUCAGAAAGCAGUGCAUUAACUGUUUGCGAUGCCCACGGCCGUGAGUUUAGGAAGGCGGGUGCUCCAGUCUACACAUGUGGAAUUCAGGGCUUAGCGAGGCUACGUGACUAGUCAUGGCUGACAAUGCAGUUGAUCUAUGAUUCCACCGGGCACUCUGCUGGGGAAACAAUGAGGCUGUCUUGCCCCCUUAAGAUUUACCAUCUUGGGUCUCUCUCUGCGAGUUUCACGAGCCUCCAACAGCGCCAUGUUGGGGCAGAGCAUCCAGAGGUUUACCACCUCUGUGGUCCGGAGGAGCCACUAUGAGGAGGGCCCUGGGAAGAAUUUGCCAUUUUCUGUGGAAAACAAGUGGCGGUUACUGGUUAUGAUGACCAUGUUCUCUGGGUCUGGCUUUGCUGCACCUUUCUUUAUAGUAAGACACCAACUGCUUCAGAAAUAGGAUGCUUAAAUUCAUCUGUGAAACAGGUGAGAAGACCAUUGUAUGAAGUCCUACCUCUGAAAAUUGGAUCAAGCUCUGCUGAACUUAAUAGCAUACUGGUUAUGCUUGUAAAUAAACUUAAUACAUGAAAAAAAAAAAAAGAUUUACCAUCUUGGAAACCCCCUCACUAGACAGCUGUGGGUUUGAGUUUGGGUUUGAAUUUGGGUAUGACUCCCAAAGUACUUUUUAACAUAUUUUUUCUUUAACCCC
Molecule: messenger RNA, 1329 nt
Organism: Echinops telfairi (small Madagascar hedgehog)
Lineage: Eukaryota; Metazoa; Chordata; Mammalia; Afrosoricida; Tenrecidae
Product: cytochrome c oxidase subunit 7C, mitochondrial-like
Exons: 2
Coding region: 889-1080 (63 amino acids)
Biological process (GO): mitochondrial electron transport, cytochrome c to oxygen
Source: RefSeq, a predicted model, not a curated record